Molecule: messenger RNA, 8127 nt
Organism: Cucurbita moschata (crookneck pumpkin)
Lineage: Eukaryota; Viridiplantae; Streptophyta; Magnoliopsida; Cucurbitales; Cucurbitaceae
Biological process (GO): recognition of pollen; protein phosphorylation
Molecular function (GO): ATP binding; protein kinase activity
Source: RefSeq, a predicted model, not a curated record
AGUUCUUCACAAACUGCGCGCGAGCGUGCUCUGCAUUUGGAAGCCGGUAGGUGUAACGAUGACUACCAAGCUGCUUCCCCGGCGUAAGCUUUCAAGGAUACUAAUGUUGCCGUGGUCGUCUUCGUCUUCGUCUUCGUCUUCUUCCUCUUUCACUUCUGCUCUUGCCCUCUGGAUUUUCAUCGGCGAUGAUUCUCGAGGCCCUGCCACCAUUGAUUAUAGGGUAGGUGGGACUAUGUCUUGUUCGUUAUUUAUAAACCUAUGAUCUUCCUCUUAUGGUAAGAAAAACUAUGGGCGAGAUUCGAAAUCUUGAAAAGAAACGGAAGUUCGAAUAUGGUGAUAAUCUCCGAAUUAGUGGCUUUAACGUGGACUUUGGGGUAAUGACCUUAAGGCUUGGGGAUCUUGGCACUUACGUCUUGAACAAACAAACGCCAAACAGACAAAUUUGGCUAUCUUCCCCUUUGAGGUAUGAAUUAUGCUUCACAUUAAAUAGAAUCUACAAUGUUUAUCCUUUCCAUUUGUAUCAAAGAUAAUUUUAGGCCUUGUCCCUGUUUCCAUUUCAUGACAAAGUUCCAUUGAUACAUGCAUAUGUGGUGUCACAAUCAUACUUCUCUUGAUAACAAAUUUGGCGAUUGUAUGACACUCACUCUCAGCACAAAGUGAGUCAAGCCAACUUAGAAUUGUGUCGCCUACGGCUGGGCAACGUAUGCUCAAGCCUUUGCCCCGUUUUGAAAAACGAGGUAGAGAGAUUUUGAAAGCAAGAUUGAGAGAGAUGAAAACAAUGUUAUAUGACUACAAACAAAAGGCAACACAAAGGCUUAAAUAACAUAUAACUUUCUGGGUAGAGAGAAUUUGACAACUAGUCACAUCUCCCUAUUGUACAUUUUGAGGCGAUUCAAGUCUAGUAACCCAAGACGUGACUUUGCCGAAUGGUCAUACAAAAUCUAGGUGGGAGGAGUUAACGACUUGUCGCAUCCUUUUAUAGUACAUUCUGAAGUAUUUCAUGUCUACUAGGCAUAGACAUGAUUUUACCAAACAAUCAUAAACUUAGAAAAUACAAUAAAGAAAUUAUACCUCAUGAAAGUAGUAAAGAAAAGUAAUAAAGUGAUACAAGCUAAGGAUUUUGGCAUGUCACGGACAUAUGACCAUGGGUAACACGCCUUAGAAAAGCAUGACCGUGAAACGUAUCCCCAAGAUGUCUUUAACUUAUAUUAAAGCAGAAAAGAAUGGAUGAGACUACUUGAUUUUGGUCCUGAGAGAAAGAAAACCUCAAACAUAGUGGUUGGUUAUUUAUGUACUAAGACGAUGUAGUACCCAGAGCGCCAUCUUGGACGCAAAAAUUUCAAGACAAUGAUUUCAUCUAUAUGGGAAGCACAAUCUGCUUAACUCUUUGGUCCAAAGUAGAAAUCAAAUUAAAAAAGCUUAAUGAACUUGAGACAUCAAUUACAGCAGCAACGUCCAGGACACUUCCAAGCAUUAUCAGCUGGAAUGCAGAGAUUGACUUGGCUAGUCGUCCGUCAACGACAAGCUUGUCGAUCAAUUUAAUGAUGCAUGAAUGCGGUAAAUGUGGGGUGGCCUACGUUGAGGUUGAUGCUGCCAUAGGAGAAAUACUUGUUCAUGUGGGGUGGCCUAGGUUGAGACAACCUAAACAAACUUGGUCAAACAAAACUACAAAUACUUUUUUUUUACUACAUUUUCCAAAUUUAAUUUACAAAAAUAACAUACUUGUCUCAAAAUGAAAAUCUUUAAACUUCUUUCAAUUACUGUAACUUUCACAUUUUAUGACUAUAAUCGGUCGGUAGGUAAAUGUAACCUAAUAGUAAAUAAAAAAUCUUAAAAUAUAUUAAUAAAACACCGCAACACUAGAUUAUGAUCCCACUAAAUUGUGAAAGUCAUCUUAUAUUGUAUGAUUGAGCAGGAAGCCUAUUAAAGUAAAUUAGGUCCAUUGUAGGCUAUCUUGGAGAAUGUUUACAACCCCCAAUAAUAGCGAUUUAAGAGGUAAGAACUUUAGUUGAAAAUGAAAUCUGUCUGAAAAUAAAUGUAUGAGAGCAGCUUCAGAUGGUCCAUAACAAUGGUAUACAAGAAUGAUUCGAGUACCAUAACCCAAGCUAACAAUAAAUUAGUCAUUUGGGAAACAUUUGGUGGAGGUUGGUACUCAAAUCGUCUCUGAUGGGAAACAAGAAGGCGGAGGUUACUCUUUUGAAUGUACUCCUCUUGUUUUUACUAAUAUUUUCAUCCGCCGGAGACACUGCCGUUGUAUUAAAAGACAGAGAUGGAGAUUCCAUUGUUUCCGAGGGAGGAAGAUUUGAACUUGGUUUUUUCACUCCUCACGGAAGAUCAGACGCUAGAAGAUGCGGAAUAUGGUACUACGGCUUAGAACCGGAGGUGGUUGUAUGGGUUGCCAACAGAAACCAACCACUGUCCGACAGAAAUGGAAUUUUCGCCAUGGUAGGUGGGAAUCUCAAGAUAUGGGAUUCCAGCAGAACUUCGUUAUGGUCCGCCCUCCAGUUCCCUUCUAAUUCUAGUUACACAACAAUGGAGCUGAUGGAUUCUGGGAAUUUAGUUCUCAAGGAAUUAGGCGUCAAUGGCACAACUCUGUGGCAAAGCUUCCAAAAUCCAACCGAUACAUUUCUUCCGGGCAUGAACAUGACCGGCGACUUGAAGUUGACUUCUUGGAAAGCUUCAGACGACCCCUCGCCUGGGAGUUUCAGGUUUCUCAAGGAUACGGGUGGCCGGUUCAUUAUCGAGAAACAUGGUUCGCAGUAUUGGGUCAGCAAGGAACUAUGGCAAAAUUUCUCAACCGAGACUGAUGGAAUGAUUGUGGACGUAAUAGAGUUUCUGUCACUAAAUACUGUCGGUGGCUGGAAGGACACCGACUAUACAAGAGCAGUUAUGGAUUUCAGUGGGAAUGUACAGUACCUUGCUAGAAACAGAACGACUGGGGAAUGGGACGUCAUCUGGUCGGAGCCGAGAAACAAAUGUAAUGUCGUAUCAGCUUGUGGGACCUUCGCUAGCUGUCGGAGUGACACUAAACAUACUUGCAGGUGCUUGCCUGGGUUUGAGCCCGCGUCCAAGGAUGAAUGGGGGUCUGGUGAUUACUCGCAUGGGUGCAAGAGAAAGUCAGAAAUUUGCAUCAAGGAAGUGGUUGAAGCUCGAGAGUUUUUUAAAUUAAAUAUGAAGAUGAAAAGGACGUCGAAUAUUGUGAAAGUAAAUGGUGAUGGGGAAUGCAAAAGUAAGUGCCUUGAAUCUUGUACAUGUAAGGCGUAUGCUGAAAUAGGAAUCAGCAGAACCAAUAUUUUGUGCGCCAUUUGGGAAGAUGACCUCCAAAGCAUUUGGGAAUAUGCAGAUGAUGGUGGUGACGUUUACGUCCGUAUCAAACGUUCUGACAUUGAGUAUAUAACGGCACUCGACUGUGAAACAUGUGGAAGCAGUAUCGUCCCUUAUCCUCUGAGCACAGGUCCCAACUGCGGUGAUCCUAUGUAUGGUCGCUUCGAUUGUUUACUUACUUACAGCAUGUUCUACUUCCAGGCAGAAGAUGAUUCUUACGAGGUCACCAACAUCGAUCCACAAUCAAAUAUUUUUACCAUUGCAACAAACGGGUCUAUCUGUAGAGGUAAUGAUAAACAUGCAAUUCAAAAGCUACUGAAAUUAGAAAACUCGUCUACAUUCAAUGUAAAAAGUGGCUGUGACUCUGAAUUCCAUGAAAUUGAUAUUCAAUGGGAGAAACCAUUAGAGCCAAUCUGCAAUGCACAAAAGGAUUGCACCAAUUGGCAGAAUUCAUUAUGCAACUCAUCAACAGACGAAAACAGGUGCUUGUGCAAUUCUUCUUUUAACUGGACUGGUACCGGCUGCCGUGAUCUUCCAGAAGAUGGUUUGAACCAGCCAGAUCCAAUGAAGAGAAAUAUCAGAGUUGGUAUCAUCGUCCCAGAGACCAUUGCUGGGUUGAUUGUUAUUUCUUACUUGGUGUUGUAUAUUUACAAUAAAAGAGGGAAGGUAGAAAACACAAAAGAGGAGCAAACAACAAGUCUUGGGGGACAUCUGGUAAUGACCCACUUGUACGAAAGUGAGAUGCGUAUCAGAGACUUCAUGGGUUCCGGGAUGUUUGGAGAAGAUGAUAGAAAAGCCAUAGAAGUACCCGUUUUCGAUUUGGAAACCAUACUCAAUGCUACAGACAACUUCUCUGAAGCAAACAAAAUUGGACGAGGAGGAUUUGGGACAGUUUACAAGGGACUUUUUCCAGGAGGACUGGAAAUUGCAAUAAAAAGACUGUCCCAAGGUUCCGCUCAAGGCUUAGAUGAGUUUAAGAAUGAAGCGAUUCUCAUCGCAAAACUUCAGCAUCGAAACCUCGUUAGACUUUUGGGCUAUUGUGUUGCAGGAGAUGAAAAAAUUUUGGUCUAUGAAUAUAUGCCCAACAAAAGCUUAGAUUUUUUUAUAUUUGAUCGAACCCUAUGUUUGCUGGUGAAUUGGGAGAUGCGGUUUAAUAUCAUCAUUGGCAUUGCUCGAGGACUAGUUUAUUUGCAUGAAGAUUCAAGGUUGAGGAUUAUUCACAGACAUAUGAAAACAAGCAAUGUUCUGUUGGACGCAGAAAUGAAUCCUAAAAUCUCAGACUUUGGUUUGGCAAGAAUCUUUGAUGGCAAGCAAACAGAGGCAUUCACCAAGAGAGUUGUUGGAACUUACGGCUAUAUGUCCCCAGAAUAUGCGAUGGAUGGAUCAUUCUCAGUGAAAUCAGACGUGUUCAGUUUUGGUAUAGUUGUGCUGGAGAUUGUUAGUGGGAUAAGGAACACAGGGUUCUACCAGUCGAAAGAAGCACUGAAUCUUCUUGGAUAUGUAUGGAGGUUGUGGAGAGGAAAGAGAGCAACGGAAAUAGCAGAGGUAGCCAUGCGAGAAAGCUACAAUCCAAGUGAAGUUGUUAAAUGUGUGGCUGUGGGAUUGCUGUGUGUACAAGAAGACCCCAACGAUCGCCCCACCAUGUCAAAUGUGGCCUUUAUGCUCAGCUCCGGCAGUGAUCCUGCUUCUCUUCCAAUUCCUAAACAGCCAGCUUUCCUUGAUAAGAGAUCAACUCCUACUUCUUCUACAACAAUCUCUUUGGAGUUUAUGCAAGAAAAUGUAAACGAUGAUUUUAGCUUACCUAACCCUCUGGCUAAUUACCUGACCUAUAAUUUCAAUAUAUUAAGAGACAGUAAUGAAGAUUCUCAAGUCUCUGAUGGAGGAAGAUUUGAACUUGGAUUCUUCACUCCAGAGGGAGCCUCAGAAGCCACAAGAUACGUUGGUAUCUGGUUUCAUAAUUCCAAACCGCGGAUCGUUGUGUGGGUUGCCAACAGAGACCAACCACUGUCCGACAAGAAUGGAGUUUUUGCUAUCAAAGAUGGCAAUCUCAAGGUAUUGGCAUCAAACGGCACUUCUUUAUGGUCCACCGCCCUCGAUUACUCUCCUAAUUCAACAAUGGAGCUGAUGGCUUCUGGGAAUUUAGUUCUCAAGGAAUUAGGCGUCAACAGCACAACUCUGUGGCAAAGCUUCCAAAAUCCAACCGAUACGUUUCUUCCGGGCAUGAACAUGACCGACGACUUGAAGUUGACUUCUUGGAAAGCUUCAGACGACCCCUCGCCUGGGAAUUUUACGUUUCUCAAGGAUAUAGAAGGCCGCUUCGUCAUCGAGAAAAGUGGUUCGCAGUAUUGGGUCGGCAAGGAACUAUGGCAAAAUUUCUCAACCGAGACUGAUGGAAAUAUUGCUGAAGCCAUGGACUUAUUGUCAAAGAUUAGUGUCAGUGAUUUGAAGGCCACCAACUACACCGUUCGUUUUCAAAAUCAAGACUUGGAUUACAACUACACAAGAGCAGUUAUGGAUUUCAGUGGGCAGGUACAGUUCCUUGCUAGAAAUAGAGCGAGUGGGCAGUGGGAUGUCAUCUGGUCGGAACCGGAAAACAUAUGUAGUGUGGUAUCAGCUUGUGGGACCUUCGCUAGCUGUCGGAGUGACACUAAACAUACUUGCAGGUGCUUGCCUGGGUUUGAGCCAACGUCCAAGGAUGAAUGGGAUUCUGAUGAUUACUCACAUGGGUGCAAGAGAAAAUCAGAAAUUUGCAUCAAAGAAGUGGUUGAAGCUGGAGAGUUUUUGAAAUUAAAUAUGAAGGUGAAAAGAACGUCUAAUAUUGUGAAAGUAAAUUUUGGGGAAUGCGAAAGGAAGUGCCUUGAAUCUUGUACAUGUGAGGCGUAUGCUGAAAUAGAAGACAGCAGAGCCGAAUUUGUGUGCAUCAUUUGGGAGGAUGACCUCGAAAACACUUGGGAAUAUGCAGAUGGUGGUGGCGACGUUCACAUUCGUAUCAAACGUUCUGACAUUGAAUUGACAGAGCUCGAUUGUGAACCAUGUGGCAGCAACAUCGUGCCUUAUCCUUUGAGUCUGAGAACAGAAUUCGACUGCGGUGUUCCUCUAUAUCGUAACUUUAGCUGCAACACUUCUGCUGGUCAGGUCCUCUUUCACACGGCACAUGAUGACUACAACGUCACCAACAUGAACCCACAACUAAGAACUUUUACCAUUGCAACAAACGGGUCUAUCUGCAGAGGAAAUGAUAUAGAUGCAAUUCAAAAGCUUCUGAAACUGGAUCGCUCGUCUACAUUCAAAGUAAGCAGCGGCUGUGACUCUAAAUUCAAUGAAAUUGAUAUUCAAUGGGAGAAACCACUAGAACCAAUCUGCAAUUCGCCAAGAGGUUGCACCAAAUGGCUGAAUUCAACAUGCAAAUCAACAACUGAUGGAACAAAUACAAAUAGAUGCUUGUGCAAUCCUCCUUUAGAGUGGACUGGCAUGGGAUGCCUUAAACCAACAGUUAAUGUUCUUGUAGAGAAUGGUUUGAAUCAGCCACGUGGAAAGCAGAGAAAUAUCAGAGUUGGCAUCAUUGUCCCAGUGACUAUUGCUGGGUUGAUUAUUCUUUCCUGCUUGGUUCUGUAUAUUUACUACAAAAGAAGGAAGGUACAAGAUAAAAAAGAGCAAAUAGGAAGCUUUUGGAGAAAUCAGGAAGCUACUCACCUGUACGAAAGUGAGAAGCGUAUCAGAGACUUCAUGGGUUCCGGGAUGUUUGGAGAAGAUGAUAGAAAGGCCAUAGAAGUACCCAUUUUUUAUUUGGACACCAUACUCAAUGCUACAGACAACUUCUCUGAAGCAAACAAAAUUGGACAAGGAGGAUUUGGGACAGUUUACAAGGGACUUUUCCCAGGAGGACUGGAAGUUGCAAUAAAGAGACUGUCGCAGGGUUCAGCUCAAGGCAUGGAUGAGUUCAAGAAUGAGGCGAUUCUCAUCGCAAAACUUCAGCAUCGAAAUCUCGUCCGACUUUUAGGCUAUUGUGUUGCAGGAGAAGAAAAACUAUUGAUCUAUGAAUAUAUGCCCAACAAAAGCUUAGACUUCUUUAUAUUUGAUCGAACGCAAUGUUUAUUGGUGAACUGGGAGAUGCGUUUUAAUAUCAUCAUGGGCAUUGCUCGAGGACUAGUUUAUUUGCAUGAAGAUUCAAGGUUGAGAAUUAUCCACAGAGAUAUGAAAACAAGCAAUAUUCUGUUGGAUGCAGAAAUGAAUCCUAAAAUCUCAGACUUUGGUUUAGCAAGAAUCUUUGAUGGCAAUCAAAUAGAGGGAAUCACCAACAGAGUUGUUGGAACCUUCGGGUACAUGCCACCAGAAUAUGCAUUGGAUGGAUCAUUCUCAGUGAAAUCAGACGUGUUCAGUUUUGGUAUAGUUGUGUUGGAGAUUGUUAGUGGGAGAAAGAACACAGGGUUCUACCAGUCCAAAGAAGCACUGAACCUUCUUGGAUAUGUAUGGAAGUUGUGGAGAGAACACAGAGCAAUGGAGAUCGUCGCCUCGACGGUGCGAGAAAGGUGCAGUCCAAGUGAAGCUGUUAAAUGUGUGGCUGUGGGGUUGCUGUGUGUGCAAGAAGACCCUAAGGACCGCCCCACCAUGUCAAAUGCAGUGUUUAUGCUGAGCUCUGGCAGUGAUCCUGCUUCUCUUCCAAAUCCUAAGCAGCCGGCUUUCCUUGAUAAGAGGUCCACUCCUUCUACUUCUUAUGCCACCUCUUCGUCUGAGUUUAACCAAGAAAUUAUCCUGUUGUUGUACCUGCACUUUCCCUAUCCAAAAUGAACACAAACGUGUCAG